CGUUCUCCUUUCUAAGUAAUUCAGCUGUCUGAUUACUUUGUCGUAGUCAAAUGUAUUUGGAUGUUUUUCAAAUAGCUUCAGUCUGAUUUGCCAAACCCGUGUUUUGUGUCUGCGAAGACUGGAUGUGGAGCUUUCUGAGCAGAUAUUGGCCAUCAGAGUAUUUUGUUCCCCUAACUAAACCAGCAUAAUGACCACCUCCACUAUGACGAAUUCUACUACAUCCAGAGUAAACUCCUUGGUCAAAAUAUUUGAUCCGUGUGCUUUACAAAACCAAGGGCCUGCUAAUGAAGUGGAAACCACCCAAAUUCCUCUUGCUGCAAGCAAACCUCUCAGCUCCUCUGAAAGUUUUAAUACCUUGGAUGUGAAGUUUGCCUCCCUUGGUCAGAAAAUAGAUAAGUUGUUGAUUGUGCAGGACAAUGUCCUUCAGACGCUAAACAGUGUUUCCCAGGAAAUGUGUUGCAUUGAAAAAGACAUUCAGAUGUUAAAGGCAAAAGCAACUGAGCCUGGACCCACAGAAACAAAUGAAAAGCUAAAUAAUUCUGAAAUGAAGGGGCUGUGCAUAGAAAUGACUAAUACCCUUUCUGAUAUGAACAAGAGUGCAGAGCAGCAAACUAAAAGAUUAGAUGGAAUGGAACAAAUAGUGCUGGGUUUGCAGGAGCUUAUAGGGUUUUUGGCUGAGAAGUUUAAAACUUGUAAAAUUGCUGAUUUAAUUCUCAAAAACAAAGCUUCGCCUAAGCUUAUCAAGGUUGGUGGUUACUUAAAGAAAUAUAAAGUUGGAAACAAUUUCAGGAUGCAGACUUUCUCAGAGAAAAGGGAUACGGGACUGACCAGCAAUGGAAACAAACAGGCUUUCGAGGAUCAGAAAGAAAAGGAGAAGUCAUGUUUAAGUGCAAAGGGGACAUCAUCUAUACAAAAGAAGAAACCUCCUGAUUCCACAGAGAUGACCAACCAGGAAAACCAGUCCUGGUCUCACAAAGAAACAAUCCAUGUGCUUAAUAAGGAAAAUACUGAAAAGGCAAGUGCUUUUUGGGGUCAAAGGAAUUCUCCCAAAUCUCAAGGACCAAAGGAUAAGAAAGAGGGUUUAGCUUUGGAAAACCAGAAGAAACACACAACAAGCUCUGUUCAAACAUCCUUCAGUACAGGAAAGAGCCAAAGAGCAAAGGAUGCUGUUGAUUACCAUGGCCAAAGGAUAAAAGGGCAAGAUAAAGAGAAGGAAAGUGAAUCACUGGAAAGUGUGAAGAGGGCUUGUAGACAGAAAGUGCCAGAAAGGCAAGAGGAGGAAAAAGAAGAAGAAGAUGCUGGCCAGUGCAGAGAAGAGAAGGAAGAAUCAGUAACUUUAUCCCAAAAUAAAGAUGAGGCAGAGGAUGAUGAGGGUCCACCAGAAAGCCAUGGACAAGAUGCACGGCUUCAAAGAUAUAAAGACAGCGAAGAAGGCACAGCAAGCAAACCAUCAGGGACGUUCUCCCAGAGUUCUGAACAGACCAGCCAGCUUGAGCAUAGUGGCAGCAUGGACGGCUCUGCUCUCUCAGCACCAUUUGAUCACCGGAUUGUCUCAGCAAAAAAGGCAGUGAUCAACAGCUUUUAUUAUGUCAACAGAAAUGAAGUUCUAGGAGGAGGGCGAUUUGGUCAGGUGCACAAAUGUGAAGAAAAAGCAACAGGUCUCAAGUUAGCAGCAAAAAUUAUAAAAGCCAGAGGUGCUAAAGAAAAGGAAGAAGCAAAGAAUGAAAUCAAUGUUAUGAACCAGUUGAACCAUGUGAACCUUAUCCAACUGUAUGAUGCCUUUGAAUCUAAAAAUGACAUUGUUCUGGUCAUGGAAUAUGUGGAUGGAGGAGAAUUAUUUGACCGAAUUAUUGAUGAAAAUUAUAAUUUGACAGAGAUGGAUACCAUCUUGUUCACAAAACAGAUCUGUGAAGGGAUUCAAUACAUGCAUCAGAUGUACAUUCUGCAUUUAGAUUUGAAGCCUGAAAAUAUCCUGUGUGUGAAUCGAGUUGCUAACAAAAUAAAAAUUAUUGAUUUUGGAUUAGCAAGAAGAUAUAAACCCAGAGAAAAACUUAAAGUGAACUUUGGCACUCCGGAAUUCCUUGCUCCUGAAGUGGUGAACUAUGACUUUGUCUCUUUUCCCACUGACAUGUGGAGCGUAGGAGUCAUUGCCUACAUGCUACUCAGUGGAUUGUCUCCUUUUCUGGGUGACGAUGACAAUGAGACUCUCAACAAUAUCUUGGCUUGCAGCUGGGAUUUAGAAAAUGAGGAAUUUCAAGAUGUUUCUGAAGAAGCCAAAGACUUCCUCUCAAAGCUUCUAAUCAAGGAAAAAAGCUGGAGAAUGAGUGCAACUGCAGCCUUAAAACAUCCUUGGUUAUCAGACCGCAAACUCCUUUGCAGACUACCCAAUCAGAGGAAGAUGAAGUGCUGCUCAGAGUCUCAAGCAUCCAUGGCUCAAUAACCUUUCCAAGAAAGCUGCCAAAUGGAAGAAAAGCUGCUGUGUGGUUACUGCUGGUAUGAGAUUUGGAGAUAUCAGCAGUUCUGGUGCUUUGACCUUGUGAUGACUUGAGGCUUUUUACUAAGUGGACCAACACCACUUCAGCUGCAGGAAAAGUCCCAGCAUUACUGACCUACUUGAUUCAGCUUUCAAAAGAGGAAAACAACUGCUGUAGUUCACAGGAAGGUGUCUGUCUGCCAGAACACCAUGUAACUUGUGUCUGUAAUUGCUAUGCUAGUUUGAGAUCAGGCUAUCAUCUGUCUUGUCUUUGCUUUUUUGAUUUCACUAUUGAGGGAGGGAUCUUUGGGGUUUAAAUAACAUUUGUUCUUUCUCAUCUCAGCCCAGCAAGCAGAAGAUCACAGCAUUACAAGGAUAGUUGGGGCUGAUUUGAGAUGAAAUCCUGAAGUGGCUUUUGAAAAACAGCUGGCUGCCAAUUCUAAACUACCCUAUUAACAUUAAAGAAACUACACCAGUGUAUGAAUAGUCUCACAGACAAGCUCUCAGUGUACGUAGGAUCCCUUUCCACUACAGUAUGCUGCCCACAGAAUUGCCUUUGGUGUGUCUUAGUAUAAAUCCAAAGUGCCGUUAUUUAUUAUAAAGACAUACAGUUGUGGCUUUGAAUUUUUUCAUUAAGGAACAUAACAGUCCAGUAUAUUUUCCUUGAAAUAAUGGCAUGUCUUGUUACAAGGCAGAAAGGUAAAGGCCAACUCAAUUUGACAUUAGAAUGACAAUAAUCCCCACAAAAUGUCUGACGUAUCUUUGCCCUCAUGAAGUGAUGCUUGUAUAUAAAAUUUCAAGGAAAGAGUCAGAUGCAUACAUUUAUUGGACAGCGUGAAUGUGACAUCUGUGACAGCCAAAUUACAGAAAUCCAGUUUUGUCUAGAGUUCAAAAGGUGCGAGGUGGAUAUGUCUGUGCACGUGCGCACUCCUCCCAGUCAAUAGGACUAAUAUUUAGGCCCUUGAAAAGGAUUAGAAACUUUACCUUAUAGUAGUAGUGGCAAAGAGCUCAAUCUGUUUAGCCUAAAGAGAAAGGUCACUUGGUUACAGUCUGUAAGUAUCUAUUUGGAGAACAAAUGUUUAAUAGUGAGCUCUUAGAAAAACAGAAAAAGGUAUAAGGCAGGCCAGUGCCUGGAAGUUGAAACUAGAUAAAUUCAGAUGGGAAGUGAGGCAUCAUUUUAACAGUGGGGCUAACAGCCUUGCUGGGCCCUUAGGCACAGUGGAGGGCUGGCUCUGCACUUCCAGAGGGCCAGGGCUUUAGGAAGAAGGGACAGGGCUGAGGGCACUCCAGCAGCAAUUUAAAGGGGCUGGAGCUCCAGCUGCCGCUGCAGUAGCAGCAGCCAGGAGCCCCAGGCACUUCUGAAUGACUGGGCCCUGGAGCAACUGCCCUUUUGUCCCCUGACUGAGGGUAAUUAACCAUUAGAACAAUUUACCGGGGAUCAUACUGGAUUCUUCAUCACUUUGACCAUUUUAAAAUCAUGAUUGGAUGUUUUUCUAAACAUCUGCUCUAGGAAUUGUUCUGGGGAUAUUCUCUGUCCUGCACUAUCUAGGAAGCCAGACUAGAUGAUCAGAACGUCUCCUUCCAGAUAGAUCUGAAUCUGUCUUCAUACCUAGUCCUAACUCAAAUCAGUUCCCACUGUGUGGUAUCAAUUGGAGUUUGUCUUUAAAAGUUCUGAAUAAAAGGGAAAGCAGGAUUUGGCCUGCCAGCUGUUUAUUGUCUGUUACCUUUCUCCUUUUUGUCUAUGCUAAAUAAGAGUGAUAGCUACUCGAAUGCCUUCCUGCAAAGCUAGAAUUUAUGUGAUGUGGUGCUGUUCUGAGUAAUGCAAGAUCCUUGAUACUGUUCACAGUUUGUAUGAGAACUCUGUGAUCAGACUAAAAGCAGCAGACUUACAUUGGAAUGAUGAAAUUUUACUUACACCGUUCUGAGUUCAGAGCCAGUAUUUUGUUGUUUUUUCUUUAACGGUCUUUAUGAAAAUUGCAUGUAAUUUUAUAUCAUGAUAAUUAUACUAAAAUAACCAUGUGAUUAGAGUCUUUAUAACCAGUACCUGCUUUAAUACUAAAUUCAUCUGGUGGCAUUUGGUGUUUUGGGGGAAUAAAGAAGAUACAUAUUGCUCACAAAAGCUCAUGAUUAUAUAUAUUUUAGCCCCUAAGGUGCCACAGGACUACUCAUUUUAUUAAGAGCUAGAGAAGGCCUUAAAGAAACAGACCCAUUUUAGCAGGGUGUAGACUAGGGAUUGCACUGUUCUUCUUGUAAUGAUAGGGUACUGUGGUCUCUGCUAUGCUCUUUUACAGGGAACAGAGUUCACUACCAUUAUCACCACCAUCUCAUGUGGACAUGCGCGUGCACACGCACAUAUACACACACACGCGCGACAGCUUUUGGGACCUCAAUAUUUCCCACCCUCUUUAGGGAGGCUGGUAGCAUUGUCAACAUCUGUCUAAAACAUUUUUGGAGCUUCAUAAGCCCAAGAUUUGGACUGGUUCUAGACUGCUUAAGGGUGCAAUGUUCUCUUCCUCAUUUGCUCAUGUGUGCAGGGCCAGAUCCAGUCCCUGAUAUUGGGACUUGACCUUCACUCAGAUGCUAAAAUACAAGGUAAAGGCCAUAUUCUAAGUCUUAUCUAUGCUAGUGUUUCUUUUAAAAUGUUCUAUUAUAUUGUCAAUCAUGCACUUUCAUUUGUUAUAGCAAUGGUGCAAGCUAUGAUGUAAACAGGAUGUUAACAUCUGAUGGAAUUUUAACCAAGGGUCAUCUGAAUCGGCUAUCAGGGGAGUUAGAUUAAAUGUAUUUUAUCUCACCUGCUGUUAGUUUCAUUAGUGCUCCUACUGCUGAUAAAGCUACAUCAGCAACAGAGAACAUACAUGAAAUAUAAAGGGAAAUGAAGGGAACAUACAUGAAGGGAAAUGAUGCUGUAGCACGAAUCAAUGAUUUAAGUCAUGCAACUCAGAAAACCUGCUAUAAUAUUCAUGUGUACAAAUGGAGCAAUGGACUUAUUUAUAUUUUAUGUAUCUGCAGCGAGCAAUGUUGAAUAUUGCAGGUUAGAUGCUAGUCCAAAGCAUGGUUGCAGAUUCACAUUCAAAGACCAUAACUUCUACUGUCAUGAAUUCAACAAGAAGUUCAAGAGAUCAAAUUAUUCUUCAUUCAUAGAACUCUUAGGGACACUGUUCUGACAAAUUAGGACACAUUUUCUCUGUCCCAAGUUAUUUAUAGUCUCAUUUGCAUAUGCCAGUUUGAAUAUCAAUUGUAUGGACUUAAUUAUCCCACAGUUAUUGAACAAAAAUUUAUUUUGUAAUGGCUGGUUUUUUUUUUCAGUCUGUUAAUUGAUAUCAAUUGAUAGUACAGCUAUUGAAGGGUGGGUUGGGGGAAAUCAAUCAAUAAUAUUUUUAAAAGCCCUACUCUCAGAUUUGCAUAUUCUUCUUUUAUUAAUGUCAAUAAGAGUUGUCAAUAUUUGCAGCUAAAGGUACAAUUUGGUCCUCAGCAUAUAUAGCAUUGGGAAAAUAAUAGUACUGUUGUAGUGGUUUCACUUUGAUAAAAUAGAUUUUAUUUCUGCAGUUGAAUAUGAGAUGACGGAAAAUGUCAUCUGUACAUAAUUUUCACUAUGAUUAAUGACAUGGCUUAAAUAGCUACUAGUAAUCAUUAGCGAUUUAAAAAAAGGCGUGUCAAAAAUGUGGUUACAAAUAUUCAUUUGUUUUCUGGCUGAUUAAAUUUUUUAAAAUAUUGACACAAUUUCUUUAGUUGAGUUUUUGAAGGGACAGUUUUAUUCUUUUCAUUGCACUUUUAAUAGCAUGCUGUCUUCUUUUGUUUUUCUUUCUGGUUUGUUGGUUUCUUUAUUACAUAGUAAGUAACAACUGUAUAUGGCUAUAUUAAAUUAUUCUUUUGUUUUAAUAUGUGAUUUUUUAAAAAUUUUAUACUAGAUUAAGAAAAUGGAUUUAAAAAUCUAGCUGAGUGAGCAAGUGUCUGUUUCCUUAUUGAUGUUUUUAUUGUGUAUUGCUUUUAGAGGUUUCAUUUGGAAACUGUGAAUUCCUGUUGUUAAUAACAAGUUUGAGUGCAAAGGACAUUUUACUAGCUGUAGUUAUUACAUUCAGCUAUAUAUUCACAGAAGGGCAGAAAUGGCUGCAGCUACUGCAGUUGUAACCAGGGAACAGAAGCAUCAGUAAUAAUCUUAAGGAAAAAGAUGUCAAGAUGCAGCAUCCUGUUAUGUGAGCUCCCACAUUGUCCCAAAUCACCAAUACCUUUUCUAGGUGAAUACAUUUAAGGACCAGAUUAUUGGAACUAUGUUGGUUUAAAUCAGCUGAGGAUCUGGCUCUAGGCUUGAUUGAGGAGAGGAAAACAACACUAUUUAUGCAUGUUGACAAAUCUAGAAAUAAUAUUACAUAGUAAUUAUUAUGGGACACUAAUUAGUGGAAAGUCAUUGGGAGUUAAGGGCACUCAGUGGCUCUUAAGAGUGCUCUGUAUCUGAAAGGAUUGGCCCAAUAUGGUACUCUACAUGUUCAAAUACUGUAUGACAAAUUUUCUCUAUCUAAGCCUCAUAGUGCCAGCGUGAAUUAGAAAUUAUUUAUUUCCAUUUGUAGAUGAGGCAGAGAAAGAUAGUGACUUGCCCAUGAUGAAAGGAAAUUAGUGGCAGAGUGGGGAUUGGAACUAAAAUCAUUUGGUUUUCACUCCUAGACUCUGUCCUUUUAGGCAAGAUGCUGGUAGCUUAUCAUCUUAUUAUAUGUGGUGACUUUUAAGUGAGGAAAAUGUAUAUUGAGAUUUAGUAAAAAUAACAACCCGUAAACAUAACAUUAUAUUUAAAAAGAGCCUGUAGCCAUUUGUUUAUCACAGUGCUCAAUGACCAUGUGAUAAUCUGAAUAUUAUAACAGAAGCUGGAACUUUUUAUUAAAACAAGUGCUUUUCACAUGCUUUCUGGCAGUAGCUUCUGUAUGUUACUGAGCUGUGUUAAAUUCUGCUUUUGGUUGGACCCAUACAAUAAUAGCAGUGCAGUUUCAUGGUUCUAAAUUUGUUUCAGAAUUUGGUUCCACUUUUAUAACACCAGUAUAGAAGCAGUGUCAGAGUAAAACCAGUCCUGGUAGGCUUGAAUACCGGUUUAAUGUUUGAAAAAGGGUUUAAUAUUGCAGGAAAAUAGUUUCAUUGAAUAGAACAUGUAAUUUUGCAGUAGUUAAGCCAGUAAUAAAACAGGCUAGAAAUUGUCUUGUUUGCAGCUGUUGUUGCUUGCAUCACAAAUUAAUGAUGGUCUUUCUCAGCAACAUGAUACAUGCCUCUCCCUAGCAUCCCAAGCACUUGCAAAAUGCUAAAGAUCUGAUGAUGUUAAGGGGUGACAUAAAAACUUCUCAUUUUGUGAACCUUCAGUACAGAAUAGUGAGCAAAAUAAGUAUAAUUUUCCUUUUAACAUCAAAAGCCACAGCAGUGAUAAACUUAUACCAAUGUUCCAAACUGUGAAAACAAUUCAUUGUCGCUGCCUCCAGAAAGGAUGCUGUAUCUUUAUACAUCAUUUUGCAUAAUCAUAAAUAUAUAGCUGUGAUUAUGUCUAGUGUGAAUGAGACUUACAUUGCAUGAAUCCAUUUAGCAACAGACUGUCAAUUUCACCUUCCAUGAAGGCUUAUAGUUCAAUAACUACCUACCUAUUUAAAAUACUAGACAAAAACUGCACCAAGAUAUCUCUUUGUAAAUAUGUUGUGUUAAUUAUAUUGUUAAGUCCCUAAACUAGUGCAUGAACUUACUUAGGUGCAUUAGUGAACAUGUUUGUGUCCCAUAGAGCAACAUUUUCUAAAGUUCAACAGUAGGCAUAAUAAAGCUAGAACUUGAAAAUGUGUGGAUGCUUUUGUAAUACAUAAUUUUGGUUUUGGAAUAUGGUUUUAUAAAUGGUAUGUGUUUCAUUGUGGACAAUACAUAAAAUGUACGCAAACUAUACAUUUUAGAAUAAAUACUGA
This is a messenger RNA of Pelodiscus sinensis (Chinese soft-shelled turtle), 8394 nucleotides long. Lineage: Eukaryota; Metazoa; Chordata; Testudines; Trionychidae. The record is from RefSeq and is a predicted model, not a curated record.